AUGGCCUUGAAACCUGACGACCCCUGUAGUGGGUUUCGCCAUGGCAAGGUUGUGGCCUUCAUCAACGAGAAGAUGGCCAGGCACGUGAAAGGCCCUGAGUUCUACCUUGACAAUCUAACCUUGUCCUGGGAGGAAGUGGAAGAUAAGAUCAGAACCAUCCUGGAGGACAGCGAGAUGUCCAGCCAGGCCCAGGAAGCCUGCGCUUGGAGCAGCCUGGCUCUGGGUGUGCGCUUCGCUCGCAGGCAGGGGCAUUUACAGGGACGCAGGGUGCAGUGGCUACAGGACUUUGCCAAACUACACAAGUCAGCUGCCCAUGCCCUGGCCUCAGACUUGAAGCAGCUUGGAGCACAGCAGGAGAUGGAACGCAAGGAGGCUGCCUUCCAGUUGCGGCUGGCCCAGACCAAACUGGCAGAGGUGCAGAAAGAGCGGGAUCUACUGAGGUGGAAGCUUCUCAGGGCGGAGCUGAGGGCCCUCCCAGACAAGGCUGUAGAGGGGCCAGGCUUGGCCACUGCCAGAGGGGCAGGGACCGAAGUAACAGGUGAGAUGGAAGAAGCAACAGCUGCUGCAGAUGAUGCUACAGGAGGAGGAGGAAGAAGAGGAGAGGAGAGUGAUACAGUGGGAGCCGCCCCCAUGGAGGCCGAACAGGAGCUGGCCUCACCCUUACCAUCCCCACCAACAGGCAUGGUCACAGCACCUGCUCCAACUCAGAUGCUUCCCCACAGCUCAGCCUUUGAUGUUAGCCUCUGGUGGUCUGAUAUGGGGGCCCAGGGAUUAGACCCUCCAGAAACACUUAAUAGGAAAGACUUUGAAUCCCAUCAGCAGAGAAAACCUCCGGUUUUUCGCCGGCCUGGGGAUUGGGACUGCCCUUGGUGUAAAGCUGUGAACUUUUCACGAAGGGAAAGUUGCUUCCGCUGUGGGAGGGGAAUCUGGCUGCAAAGCCCUUAG
Molecule: messenger RNA, 945 nt
Organism: Urocitellus parryii (Arctic ground squirrel)
Lineage: Eukaryota; Metazoa; Chordata; Mammalia; Rodentia; Sciuridae
Source: RefSeq, a predicted model, not a curated record